Messenger RNA from Fusarium redolens, 1962 nucleotides. RefSeq lists its product as uncharacterized. The transcript has 2 exons. NCBI's taxonomy places the organism in Eukaryota, Fungi, Ascomycota, Sordariomycetes, Hypocreales, Nectriaceae. The record is from RefSeq and is a predicted model, not a curated record. The coding region runs from base 1 to 1962 and encodes 653 amino acids.
AUGAGUCACGCUGCCGGAGACGAUGACAUAUGCGUAGAUUCAGACUGUGAGCUAUGCCAUACCAGCAAUAUAUCAAGUCCUCAUGAGGCUGGAUGCAUAGUAGAUUUAUUAUACGAGAAAGGAGACGUUACGACAAGUUCAUAUAUAGCAUUUGAAGAUGACUUGGGUAGGCUACGAAAUGAUAGAAACACGAGACAACACGAAGAAGAAGCUGCAGAAGGAGCAACGUCUGAUCUCGAAUCUCAGCCUGAAAAUGCCUGGGAACCUGAUUCAAGUUCUGAAUCGGACGUCUCAGAUAUGCGAAGCGAGGUGGAGAUCGGCGAUGAAGACGAACGCAUCAGCGUCUCGCUGGAAUCAGAUGUCCACUCGGCCAAGUGUUUCUUGGAAAGAAACUGGGGAUAUACUUGUGACUGCGAAGAAGAGGCAGAAGAAAACGAAGUAGAACACACUGAAAACAACGAGCCGCCAGUACAUGGCCUACUGGAUAUGGCCGACUACUGGCGGGGCCUUGCAGUACCAGACUCAAUCGGUCGCGCCUCGCCUCAUGCUGAAACAGGUGAAAGCGACGAUGGUCAGCUGGACUGGUACUCGAUCUUGAGCGGUGGGAACAACCGUCCAAAACUCGACAUUCAGAUGUCAGAGAGAAGCUUCUCCGAGGUCCAGCGCACUUGGGACGUGGAUAGUAUCAUUUCCUGGGCUACCUGCUUGUCCGUCAAUCGUGGGCUAUACAUAUCCUACCAUUCACCACCUACCAGGAACUUGGCAAGCAACUUGCAUGUUUACCAUCAGGGAACGCCCUUGCAUAUUAUCUCUCACCUACGUCUGGGCAGCGGACGGCAGUCGCCUCAGUUCGGAGUUUAUGUCUUCUUUCCCGGGAUCUCUCACGUCUGUCAAACGACCACAUAUCUGACCAAAAAGGAAAGACGGAUGUGGAUCGACGAACUCCUUCUACCCGCCAUCCGCCACUACUGCCCACCUGACGUGAUUCAACACCAUCCUCGUUCUUUUGACGAUAUGGAGAGCAAGGCAUAUAGCCGUCAGAGGGAAGCUUGUAGCGGAAUGGUCCGCAGUAAGAUGGACAUGCACCAUUAUCUCCCGCAAGAGUACUUACAGCAGAUAUGGCAUUACAUGGAACAACGCGCUGAGCGGUCUGACCUUGCCAUGUUUCGCGGAAUGUUCAUCGUCUUGAGUGCGAAAAUCAUCAAACUGGAGGCAAAAUCGACAACGUUACAGCAAUGUCGUGCCAAGAUCGUUGAACACCUUCAUCACGUUUUGGACUGGUCUAAAGUCGAUUUAUCGAAUACCUGGAUAGAUGUUGGCAUCGAAGAUACGGCAACCUCGGAAAAGUGUACAUUUUUGCAUAAAAGUAAGUGUUUGGAAUCAUGGAUUCGUUCAAUGAAGUAUAGCGACAAUAAACCGUUGGCAUCAUCAGAACAUUUCAACUCGUGUCUGACUAGCCAAGCUGGAAGCGCUAGGGUCGAGACCCGUCGCUCACAUCCACUGCGCAACGGGAGCAUCGCUUACGCUCAACGGUAUAAUGUGAACAAGGAUCUUUUCUGGACAGCGGCGAAACAGGACAGCGCACUAUUCAGUGAGCCCAAUCUGGAGGGACUGACAUGCCCACCUUCGUUACUCGAUGCUUGGAUCGUAGCUGCUCGACAAUAUCGUAAUGCCGGGUUAGCAACAUCCGAUAAAUCUGCACCCAAACUCAAGCGGCUUCGCAAAGUCUUUCAAGCUAUGAAAGCUCGAAUAGGGUUUAUGCGUUGGGAGUUCAACCGUUGGCUUUCUGCAAUCGAAUUUGUUAAAUCUCGAGCAAGUCGUCGAGAUGCUAAUUGGGAAGAUCAUCAGCGAAACAUGAUCAUGGUCACUUAUCCUUCUGGAAGUCGGCCAAAUGGUGGCUUUCGUGACCAUCAAGGAUUAGACGAUAGGGACCAGUUGAUCGGUUGGUUGUACAUCGAUUGA